GCUUUAACAUGUUCUAUCAGCUGAUACGUGUAUUGUGCUUCGUAGGCUCUUGGCGUUUGGGAGUGAUCAAUGCAAAUUUUCAAUACAAUUUCGAGCACUUUCCGGUUUUGCAAAACGAAACCGCGAACUUUUCGCGUGGCAUCAGCGAGCUCAAUGAGCGUAUACAAACCGAGCGUGCAUUCGUUAGUUACUUUCUGCUAAGAAAGCAUCCAGCUGAUUGCGUCGAUGAACAGUUACCGACAAAUUUCGACUUGCCAUUCAUGCAGCUGAACGAGAGUGAACGUUCGUACGUACGAGGUACUGGCAAUAGCUUCUUAUUGGCAAUAUUAUGUCUUCGACAACUCAACGAUAAAGAUUUCGUGUUGAAAUUCUCUGCGGAUUUGCAGCACAUACGCACUAGACGCAUAUUGGUUAUACACAAUAAAAAUUUGGCGCAGAGUACACAUCCCGAUAUCGAGACGUUCUUCCGUAAUUGCAUGCAAGUGAAAUUUUUGCACGUUAUACUCGUCCAUCGCGAUUUCGCUGAGACAAACAUCUUCCACUCAUUCAAUCAAUUUCCCGACUUGCAAGUGGAGACACGUGAUCUACGUGCCACAACGCCAAUCUAUCCGAAUCGCUUGGCGGAUGUCGCCAAAAAGAAGCUGCGCGUAUUGGUCGAUCAAAUAGAGCCGAUUACCAUGUUGUACGAGAUCGGUGAUAAACUUAUUUUAGAAGGUUACAUUGGUUACUUUGUAAAGACGUUCGCUUUGCGGUACAAUUUUAAGCUAUGGGUGCCGGAGGAAUAUGAGUCCAGCAUAAAGCGUGUAAUCUCUAUUGAGGAGAUACGACAGGCGGCGCGCAAUGACUCGAUAGAUCUGGGCGCGAGCUUAUCAACACCGCAAAAGGAGGAAAACUUACAUGAGUACAUCUAUCCGGUUGAGUUUUUUCAGUGGCUAACCAUGUUGCCGGUGGAACCACACAUGGAAACAUAUUAUUUUUUCAUAUCCAUAUUCACUCCUACGACAUUAAUUGGUAUAUUUGCUAUAACCUGGUGCUUAUGCGUGGUCUAUGUUGUACAGUUGAAACUGAAGUGCCAAACUCUUCGUUGGAAUCGUCAAUUUUGUUUGCUAGUUUUAAUGCCUUGGCAUCUUGACUUACUACGCGGUUUGCUAAAUCAGUCAACCGAUAUGCGCUUGAAUUCCGCCACUCGACGCAUUAUUUUCAUACUAGUUUUUACUCUCGGUGGUGCUCUGAAUAAUUUUUUCUCCACAAAAAUGGUGAACUGGUUAACUCUGCCCCCACAGAAAAAACCAAUUAAAAGUUUUGACGAUCUUGCUGAGCGCAAUCUGCAGAUACAGAUCGCCGAACCAGAUAUAGCUGAGAUUAAGUUCUAUCGUGGUGAGCAGUUUUGGAAGAAGCAUGCUCACAACUUCAAAGUGGUGUGCACGUCUGAUGAGUUUCUUGGUAAUAUACGCAAUAUGGAUACACGUUAUGGUUAUUUGAUAGACACCUUAUCUUGGCCUAUAAUCGCACAGCGUCAAAUGUACUUUAAACAUCCGUUAUUUCGUUUAUCCGAAAGUCUUUACUACACGAAGGGCUCACUACUCAGUUUGCCGAUAAGCGAGAAUUCCAUGUACAAAGAUUUGCUGAGUGAAUUCGUCAUGCGCUCACGUGAAUCGGGCCUGUUGGGUUAUUGGUAUAGUAGAACAUUUUACACAAUGGUCUCCAUUGGCCGUUUCAAUUUUACAGAUCUCAGUACGAACCAAAUACACGAAAUAUUAACUUUGAAGGAGUUCGAGUGGGUUUGGAUCGCGUAUGCUGUUGGAGUUGGCUUCAGUGGACUCGUUUUUAUGUUAGAAUGCAUCUGGUAUUACAAAGUCUAA
Bactrocera neohumeralis is the source of this 1862-nucleotide messenger RNA. RefSeq lists its product as uncharacterized. Bases 9 to 1862 code for a protein of 617 amino acids. The transcript has a single exon. Lineage: Eukaryota; Metazoa; Arthropoda; Insecta; Diptera; Tephritidae. The record is from RefSeq and is a predicted model, not a curated record.